AUGAAAAACGCCACCAAACUGGGCAGUGCCAAGGGACACAUGGGCACAGCCAAGUGUGGGGAUGAGUGGAAAUGUAAUUCCCUCCAACUCUCAUACGCCACUCUUUCAUACAGCGAGCCACUCCUAAAUGUAACAGACAAUGUCUUUUUAUUUCACCUUUGUGCCCAAUUCAAAGGUAUCAGCGUGCCUCAGCUCUGCUUCGGUCCAGCACAAGCCGUGUUCGGGACAACCCCCAACAUUAAACACAUUGUGAUAGGAAGAUGCUUCACUUAUACCACACUGGUUCAGCCCGGUUUAAGGUAUGACUGUGAGGAGAUCUGGAGGCAGUUUGAAAAGGCGGUUGUCCAGCAGUCUUCUUGUAAUGUGACAGAGGAGCAUUAUUUUGAGAUGUUUAACAUGAUGCCAGAAAUCUGGCCAUGUGAUAGGUUUCUUUUUUGGAGUAAAACUAGGGUGUUGGUGCACAGCUAUGCGGCUGUUUUUCGUCAUUUCUGGACUCUGGAAGACACGUUGGUUGGUUACCUGUUCAACGACCUCGUCUGGUGUGGCCAGGAGGAAGACUCUGACUUUGAUUUCAACGUUUGUCCAGCGUGGUCAACAUGCAGAACCCAUCCAGUUUACUCCUUGUGGAAGCGGGCCUCGCAAAACUUUGCAGAGAUGGCCUGCGGGAACAUCACUGUGUUGCUCAAUGGGUCUGUCGUGAAUGCGUUCAACAGGAAAAGCAUGUUUGGAAGUGUUGAACUGGACAGCCUGAAUCCUCAGAGAGUGAACUAUGUCAACAUCAAGGUGGUGACAAAUCCAGAGGGACCGCACAUAGAAUCAUGCAGUCAAGGAUCGAUCCUGGAGCUCAUCCAAAUACUUUUGUCACGAGGUUUCCAGUGGACCUGCACAGACAGUGACUUGGCGUUGGUGAUCCUUCAGUGUGUCCAGGACCUAAAUCAUCCCAGUUGCCAGAUGUUGGCAAACAAUCUGUUGCAGCAGAAGGACCUUACAUCAACUUGAAUCAUCUUCUAGAGCCGUGUUUUAUACCCGGACGUUGGUAUUUCAAGUUUUACAAACAUUCCUGCCUGGGAGCGAAAAUUAUUUAUUGGUUAACCUUUUAUGUGCCACCCUUCCAAUAAUAGAGCAUGCAAAGCUUUUGAUGCACAUUUAUAAAAUGCUUUAUUUAGGGGGUAAUCAGAGUCAGAUGGCCAAUUUUAUUUGCUUAAUUUCAGAAUGGCUUAGCAGACUGAUUUAUUUUAAUAAUGACAUAUUUCCACGGCAGUUAUCUUUUCUCUUUGCACUUGGUCUUUUUGAAAGUAAUCUCUUGAUCUUUAACACACCCAUGCAAACACAGUGCUACCGUCGAACAAAGAACAUGUGAACUCUUUACCUUGUUCCCGCUUUAAUCAAAUAUUUAUCUUGAGACCAUAAUUAUGCUUGUGAACAUAUUCACCAUUCUACUCUUUAGAGGAGUGAUGUGAGAAAAAAGGCAGAUUAGUGGUUCAUCACAGAUAAACCGGUUCUCUGGAAUGGGUAGCCUUUGCCUUUCAUACACCUGUUUGCGCUUUCCAACAUUACUCAGCAUGCAGACUGGUGACAGGUUCGUUAUAUGUUUUUAAUCCAAAAGUCUUUCGGAUCAUGAUGUCAUACAUUCAUCUCCGCACAUAUAUAGCGAUGCAGCAAAAACAAUGCUAAACCUUUGGAAGGAACAUGCCCAAUGCUUUGUUUCACAUGGAUGUUUAACAGAGACCUGAUUUCUUUUAUGUGUGUGCUGUAUGAUCAUUUUUAGAUGUAGGUCAUUAUUGUACAUUUUUUACUUUGGGACAAAUCUUGGCUUGGCUUCAAGUAACCAAUAAAAAGGGUAGCUGUCU
This is a messenger RNA of Fundulus heteroclitus (mummichog), 1850 nucleotides long. Its product is annotated as ADP-ribosyl cyclase/cyclic ADP-ribose hydrolase 1. The transcript is spliced from 9 exons. Lineage: Eukaryota; Metazoa; Chordata; Actinopteri; Cyprinodontiformes; Fundulidae. The record is from RefSeq and is a predicted model, not a curated record. Bases 1 to 999 code for a protein of 332 amino acids. Gene Ontology annotation, cellular component: plasma membrane. Gene Ontology annotation, biological process: positive regulation of B cell proliferation. Gene Ontology annotation, molecular function: phosphorus-oxygen lyase activity; NAD+ nucleosidase activity.